Molecule: messenger RNA, 1178 nt
Organism: Camponotus floridanus (Florida carpenter ant)
Lineage: Eukaryota; Metazoa; Arthropoda; Insecta; Hymenoptera; Formicidae
Product: centromere protein L-like
Exons: 5
Coding region: 111-1163 (350 amino acids)
Source: RefSeq, a predicted model, not a curated record
AUAUUAGAAUAAUCCAUGCCAUAUGUAUUGGCGCGCGCAUGACGUUUAUAACCGUUUUGAAAUCUUUUCUUGACAAUAACUCAUCAAUGAAAAAUAAAUAAAUAAAUUGCAUGCAAUUACACGUUUCUCGAUCUGUAUAUUUAGUUUCGUCGAUCGAUAAUUUUUCAAUUCUUCAUAAAAUGAAUCGCGUAGAAAAUGUCAGGUCCAGUGGUAUAAUGUAUACACCGCGAACACCGCAAAUGCGAGAACGACAACGAUUUAAUUUAACUAUUAGACCAGAUAACGAAGAGGACGAUGUUUCAGGACUGGAAGAUUUAGUAGGCCAAACAUGGAAUGUUUACGCUGUAUCUGCUUUAUUUGGUUUUCAACAGGAUGAUAUCCAUUUUAAAUUAUAUUCAAAAAGACUAAGAGAAGAAAUUGCAAGUACUUUAUCACAUGAAGAUGUAACUUACGAUGCAAAGUUUUCUAUUAUGGAAAAUGUUGUGCUUAAACCAAAUCAUGAAAAUCAUCCAGCAAUUAAGAUUGAAGUUCUAGCUAAAAAUAAUGAUACUGAGAAAGAAAAAUCUCUUUAUCAAGGGAUAUUGUUAUCCUGGGAUAUAACACAAUCUGAACAAAGUAAAGAAAAUCUCAUACGAUUACCUCUUCUGUUAUGCCGUGGUACUAGUACUGGUAUAGAUGCAGUACAUGCUACAAUUAUUCGCAUGUUUGAUUGCUCAAUAAUUGUGCUACCAGCCAAAGAGUGUGAUUUAAGCUGGCUUGUUCCUAUUAUAAUUAUGACUAACAAAGAAGAACCUGUAGUUUCUGGUGAAAUUCAAAUGGUAUAUACAGUACCAGAAUUACCAAUUACAGAUACUAUUACAGUUAAAUUUCAAACUGGAGAUUUAAGAAAGAUAUUAUCAGCCAUUAUCACAAAUCAAAAUGAUGAAAAUGUAUUCCUUAAUCGUGAACACAUAGAAAUCUUUUUUGAAGCCUUACAUAAGCAAAUGUUAAUACUGGGAGGUUUGAAAUUAGGAUUAUGUACAUUGCAUAGAAUUAAUCUGCCUGGAAUAACUAUAAUGGAGAACAGAAUGAAGAUAGUGAAUGUAGAAAUUAUGAAUAAUGUAUUAUUAUAUUUAAAUGAAAAAGCUCGUGAUAUAUUUCAUACAGUACAUAUUGAUAUAUGAAUUUCCUAUUUUAUA